Molecule: messenger RNA, 4100 nt
Organism: Condylostylus longicornis
Lineage: Eukaryota; Metazoa; Arthropoda; Insecta; Diptera; Dolichopodidae
Gene: wit
Product: bone morphogenetic protein receptor type-2
Exons: 5
Coding region: 209-3379 (1056 amino acids)
Biological process (GO): cellular response to growth factor stimulus; protein phosphorylation; BMP signaling pathway
Cellular component (GO): signaling receptor complex; plasma membrane
Molecular function (GO): ATP binding; transforming growth factor beta receptor activity
Source: RefSeq, a predicted model, not a curated record
GUGUUCUAAAGAAACGUUAAUUAUAGAAUUUCAUAAUAGAAAUUUAUAAUUUAAAUAAAGAAAAAAAAAAUUAUUUGAAAAUUUUUAAUAAAUUUCAAAAUAUAGAAAAUUUAAUAGAAAAUAUUAAUAUAAAAAAUAAUAACAGUAGAAGUGGUUUUUAAUUAAAAUCAAUUUAAUAAAAAAAAAAAAUUAAUAAAAAAUAAUAAAUAUGUUUCAUAAAAUUAAAAUAAAAUUUUUAAUAUUCUUAGUUGUUCAUUGUUGUACAAUUAUAAUUAAUGCUGCUCCCAAAAAUCGUACAUGUUAUCAAUAUCCUGAACAUUUACCAAAGGAUAAUCCAGAUUUCGAUUAUGAUUAUCUUAAUGAUUCACCAUAUGGAUCAGAAGCAGCAUAUAUUGAUGAACCAAGAAUAAUAACAUGUGAAGCUGAAUAUGAUUUUUGUUAUUCUGUUUGGAAAACUGAUGAAAAUGGAACAAAGGUUAUAAUCCGACAAGGUUGCUGGCAACAAAAUGCUAAUACCGCAACACAAUGUAUUCAAGAAGAUUGUCAAGGAAGUGUUCCAAAAAAAGAUUUAUACUAUUGUUGCUGUAAUACAGAUAAUUGUAAUAGGAACGUAACUGAAGUUAGCCCUAAACAGUCUGGUGUUAUAUCAAAUGGAACAUCAAGUCCUGUUACAUCAGAUUAUAGACCUUUAUGGUUAUCACCAAUAUUUCUAAUAUGCAUUUCUUUAUCAUUUAUUCUCAUAUCAUUAGUUGCAUUUUUUGUAACAUGUCGUCAAGGUGUUGCACCUGGACCGGAAACUGCACCACUUUCACCUUCAGGACCUGGAUAUAGUUCCAAUUUACAUAAUGUUGAUAAUUUAAAAGUGCAAUCAUUGAUAGGUCAAGGAAGAUAUGGUACAGUAUGGAAAGGAUUAAUUAAUGAGGAAGAAGUUGCCGUUAAAAUUUUUCCAGCUCAACAUAAACAAUAUUUUAUAAAUGAAAGAAAUAUUUAUUCGACAGCUCUAAUGGAUUCACCUUCAUUGCUUCAAUAUUUUGGAUGUGAUGAAAGACGAAAUCUGGAUGAUAAUCUUGAAUAUUUCUUAGUAUUGUCAUUAGCUCCAUUGGGUUGUCUUCAAAGUUGGCUUAUGGAAAAUACACCAAAUUAUGUGACAUUUGUAAAAAUGGCAAAAUCAAUUUGCCGUGGCUUAUCUCAUUUACAUACGGAACUUCAGCGUGGAGAUGAAUUGAAACCAUGCAUUUGUCACAGGGAUUUAAAUACUAGAAAUAUUCUUGUUAAAUCGGACUUAAGUUGUUGUUUAGCUGAUUUUGGUUUUGCUCUUAAAACAUUCGGAUCACGUUACGAAUAUAAAGGUGAAAUGGCUUUAGCAGAAACAAAAAGUAUUUCAGAAGUUGGUACCUUACGUUAUAUGGCACCUGAAAUUUUAGAGGGAGCUGUAAAUUUACGUGAUUGUGAAACGGCAUUAAAACAAAUCGAUGUAUAUUCAUUAGGUUUAGUAUUAUGGGAAUUAAGUGUUAGAUGUCAAGAUUUAUAUCCACAAGGUCAAACUGUUCCUUCAUACAAAGCGCCAUAUGAAGCUGAAAGUGGAAAAAAUCCAACAUUUGAACAAAUGCAAGUUUUAGUUUCAAGACAUAAAGCGCGUCCAUUAUUCCCACCUGGUUGGGGUGGUGGUCAAGCUGGAAAAAUUACCAAAGAUACAUGUGAAGAUUGCUGGGAUCAUGAUGCAGAAGCUCGUUUGACAGCAUUAUGCGCAGAAGAAAGAAUACAUGAAUUAUCAAAUAUUAGGCCUAGAUCACAUAUUAGUAGAGGUCCUAGUCCACCUUUAAGUGCAAAUAAUUUAGUUAUUAAUAAUAAUUCUCCAUCAAAGUUUCGCAGUAUUUCGUCAUCGAAUUCAUAUAACUCAUCUGACAUUACAACAACAACGUCAACAACUAAUACUUCAAAUGGUAUAUUAUAUAAUCAGCAGCAAAAUUCUUUAGCAACCGCAAAUUCUCAUAAUAAUCAUAUGCUUCCGAGAGUAAAAAGUUAUAGUAGCGAUACAGGAUCAACUGUGGUUAGCUUAAAUUCACCAAUUAUACAUGUCCAUCAUAAUGGUUUUGCAAAUGGUGUUGGUGGUGCAGCAGAAAAGAAUCAUAUUAUGGUGGCACAACAAAUUCAACCAUACCAAGGCCGUAAUCCAUGUCAAGAGAGAAAUCUUGCCCCAGCCAAUAGAAAGCAACAUCAAGUUCUUGUUGAAAAAAGUAAAAAACAUAGUUUUAUAGAAAAUGCAAAUGAAAAUAGUUUUUCAUGCCUUGAAGAUGAUGUAUCUGUUGAAGACUUAAUAUCAAAUAAUUCACAUAAAAUAAUUGAAGAAACUUCAAUUAUGGGCGAAGGUUUCCCAAAACAGAACAAUACUGAUAAAAAACUAAAAGGCUGGUAUGGAGUAAGAGCCUUAAUACAAAAGAAACUAUUUCGAAAGGAUUCCGGUAUAUCAUCCUCAGCAUAUAAUGACGAAAAAUCGAAUUUAGUUGAUAAUCGAUUAACUAGUAGAAUUAUAGCGUCACCAACCAAAGAUAUAACAGUAAAUUUUAUUGACGGAAGAAAUCGUUACCAUCAUAAUUACAAUUUAAAUAGUAGCAAUAAUAUUAUUCAAAUGAUUGUAGAACCAACAACAAUGACAACAACCGCAAUCUCAUCGAAUUCAUCUUCAACUCGUCGCCCAAGUAAUUUAGAUUUAACACCAAUAACAGUUCGUGUUAAUGGUUUAUCACCGGAAAAUAAUAAAUCGAAUUUAAUACGAAAUAUUUCAGAUGAUAUGAAUUCAAAAUUUAGAAAACAACAUACUGUAUCUCCAAAUAAUAUUCUUAAUUCAAAUAUUUAUACAAAUAAUAAUAACAAUAUCAAUAGUAAUAAUAUAAAUCAUCAUAAUUCAAUAGGAACACCAAUUACAUCACAAUUCAUAUCCACAAAUGAAUCAUCAAAAUCUUCAUCGUCAUCAUUAAAAACAAUGAAACCAGUUGCAAUUAGUUUAACACAAACAGCAGAAUCACCAUGUACAAUAGGAAAUGUAAUUGAUUCAACUACAAUACAACCACCUAGAUUAGUUAUUAGCAAUUCAGCAAAUGCUGUUAAAAAUUUAAAUAAUUCAAAUAGUACACCGGGAUCAAUUAGAGCUUCAACAAUGAUGAUUAAUGAUGAUACAAAAUUGACUCGUCAAAGAAGUUUAGAAAUUUUUAAAGAAGUAUUUAGCGGUAAAGGUAGUACAGAACAUUUAAGAGAUCCUAGUCAACGAAUUAAAACACCAGGUGAUGUACCAAAAUCUGUUCGAAAAAUUCGUGCUUCAAAAACUUUAAGUUUAUAUGAUGAUCGUAUGAUGGAUUCUUCAACAAUGAAUGGUCUAUAGCAUGAAGAGGUUCUGUUGUUGUUAGAGCUUUAAGAAUUAUAUAUAUGAAAUUUGUUUAAUUUUAUUAUUUGAAAAUAACAUAAAGUUAGUCAGUUCUAUGCUAUCGAAUUAAUUUUUCUUUUUUAUUUAAGAAAAUUUAUAAUUAAAUAUGAUUUUAAAAUGAACAAUAUUAAUUUAAUAUACAUACCUUUAAGACCCCUCUCUUAAAUACCUUUUUACAGAAAUUUCAGUACUAUUGCAUUACCUUUAUAACUUUUUUUUGUAUUCAUGUAAAUUUUCAAUCCAAAAACAACAAAAAAGGAAUCAGAGGAAUCAAAUAUUUCCCCAUAUAAAUUUCUUGCUUCAUAUACGUAGGAUGUUUAAAAAAUACUAGCACCACAAAUUUAUGGGUAAUAUAAAAAUAUAAUAUACCUAAAAUUAUAUACACGCGUUCAUCCAUAUUUCAGUAAUCAAAGUGAGAAUGAUUCCAAAAUGAUUUUUUAAUUAUGAUUCCAAAACAAACAGAAUUUAUUCUGUUAUACUGUAAAAAUUUAUAGUAUAACAGAAUUAUAAUACUAUAGUGCAUUUUAAAAUUUUUUUUUGUAUUGCCUUUAAAUUCAAAAAUAUCUUAAAAUUCCAAAUGUAGUAUUUCCAAUUCCGAAUUUUAUUUAACUAUACCUUUAUAUAAGUCUCUAUAUAAUUAAAUUCAAUUAUGCAUAAUUAUAAAUUUCACACAUUAAUU